This is a messenger RNA of Mastomys coucha (southern multimammate mouse), 2805 nucleotides long. It is a transcript of the gene Lemd2, whose product is annotated as LEM domain nuclear envelope protein 2. The transcript has 9 exons. Gene Ontology annotation, biological process: negative regulation of BMP signaling pathway; nuclear envelope organization. The coding region runs from base 152 to 1771 and encodes 539 amino acids. The record is from RefSeq and is a predicted model, not a curated record. Gene Ontology annotation, cellular component: nuclear inner membrane. Lineage: Eukaryota; Metazoa; Chordata; Mammalia; Rodentia; Muridae. Gene Ontology annotation, molecular function: chromatin DNA binding.
CCAGGCGCCGCCCUCCCCAACAUGGCGUCCGGAGCCGACCUUCCCAUCAUGGCGCGCGGCCCCGCCCGCUCCGCCGCCGCCGCGGCUGCCGGCGGGAGCAGUUCCGGGUGCGGUGCGCGCCGGGGGCGGGCGAGGGGGCGGUGUCCUGGCCAUGGCCGGCCUGUCGGACCUGGAGUUGCGGCGGGAGCUGCAGGCCCUGGGCUUCCAGCCGGGCCCCAUCACCGACACCACUCGGAGCGUCUACCGCAACAAGCUGCGCCGCCUGCGGGGCGAGGCCCGGCUGCGCGUCGACGAGCGGCUGCGGGACGAGGCCCAGCUGCGGGAGGAGGCCCGGCUGCGGGAGGAGGCCCGGCUACGGGAGGAGGCCCGGCUGCGCGAGGAGGCGCCGUCUCCGCCGCGCGCGCGGCCCGCCGCGGCCAGCCUGCGGCCGGAGCCCCGGCCGUCCCCGAGCGCGGCCGCCGACCCCUGCGGGCCUUACGGCCACCUCGGAGCCUCCGCCGCCCCCUGGGCCGCGAACCGCGGCCUGUCCUACCCGACGCACGCCGGGCUCGGGCCGCUGCGACGCCGCGCCUCGGUCCGGGGCAGCUCCGAGGACGACGAGGACGCGCGGACGCCGGACAGGGCCGCCCCGGGCCGGGCCCGCGCCUGGUGGGCUCCGCCGUCGGCGUCUGCGCGGCCGCCCUCGGCGCUCCUCGGCGCCGACGCGCGCCCCGGCCCCGGCCUGAAGGGCUGGCGCACGGGCUCCGCGGGCGGCGCCGGGCGAGCCCGACCCGAGGCGGGCCGACGGCUGGAGCGCUGCCUGUCUCGGCUGCUGCUCUGGGCCAGCCUGGGGCUGCUGCUCGUCUUCCUGGCCAUCCUGUGGGUGAAGAUGGGCAAGCCCUCGGCGCCGCAGGAGGCGGAGGACAACAUGAAACUGUUGCCGGUGGACUGUGAGAGAAAAACAGAUGAGUUCUGCCAGGCCAAGCAGAAGGCAGACCUGCUGGAGCUGCUGCACGAGCUGUACAACUUCCUUGCCAUCCAAGCAGGUAAUUUUGAAUGUGGCAAUCCAGAGAAGCUAAAGAGCAAAUGCAUCCCCGUGCUGGAGGCGCAGGAGUACAUAGCUGAGACACCGAAGAAGGCCUUCAAGACUCAGAAUGAUGUCCUGGCAGCAGCCCCCAGGCAGAGCUCACCCCCAUAUUCCACCCCACAGAAUGUGACCAGCAGUCCCUCUGCGAGGUUUAAGGCCGCGCUGACCUGGAUCCUGAGCAGCAACAAGGACGUGGGCAUCUGGCUGAAAGGGGAAGACCCGUCUGAGCUGGUGACCACGGUGGACAAAGUGGUCUGCCUGGAGUCUGCCCGGCCCCGGAUGGGCGUCGGCUGCCGCCUCAGCCGCGCUCUUCUCACUGCGGUCACCCACGUGCUCAUCUUCUUCUGGUGCCUGGCCUUCCUGUGGGGGCUGCUGAUCCUCCUCAAGUACCGCUGGCGAAAGCUGGAAGAGGAGGAGCAGGCCAUGUAUGAGAUGGUGAAGAAGAUUAUAGACGUGGUUCAGGACCACUAUGUGGACUGGGAACAGGACAUGGAGCGCUACCCAUAUGUGGGCAUUCUCCAUGUGCGUGACAGUCUGAUCCCCCCACAAAGCAGGCGGCGCAUGAAGCGAGUAUGGGAUCGUGCUGUGGAGUUCCUGGCUUCCAAUGAAUCUCGGAUUCAGACUGAGUCCCACCGAGUGGCUGGGGAGGACAUGCUGGUGUGGAGAUGGACUAAGCCUUCCUCUUUCUCUGACUCGGAGCGAUAGGACAGGACCUAUUCCAGCCAGCCUGGCCCGGCCACCCGGCUGGAGCAAGGACAGACCUUCGGUGCUUAUUCACACCUGCCUUGAUUGCCCUCCUUGUCUCGGGUUUGGGACAUGUGGGCUUACUGAGGGUAGCCGGGAGAGCGGGGGACCCCCCUCCUCUAUGUCAGUACUACUGACGGAAGGGGAGAAUGGCUCGUUCUCCCUGGAUAGAAAGACGGGCAGUGGUUAGAAUUCUGGAGGUCCUGCACACAGCUAGACAGCAGCCAGUGAUCCAGCCCGUCGCUUGGGAGGUGGGUCGGGUGGUGGGCUGGGGCAGCAAGGCCUGGGGGACAGCUUGGUCCAUGUGCCUUUGUGCUUCUAGGGAGCUUAAGGGUGAGGGGAGGAACCCGUCCCACUCCUGUGUGGGCCUUUGUCCAGAAGGGGAAGACCUUAGAGUUUAGGAGCCGCCCACAGUAGGGCCCAGAACAGAGGUGGCGUGGAGGCCAGCCACAGCUGCCUGUGCCUCAGUGCUUCUCGAAGGUCUAAAGUACAGCCUGAGUCAGGGUGGAGCUCAGCCUCCUGCCAGCUGUCACCUACUGUGUGUAGGCCUCCUGGCUGUUCAGCCAGAACAGGUAGGGUGCAGCAUCGUGGCUGCAUACUGCCCUCUGCAGGCCACGUGGAGCAGUGUGGCUAGGGAGGACCUGCUCCUAAAAUACCCAGUGGGGGGCCGUAGGAGCUGAGAGGGGCCUCUGCAGCAACUCUUCAGCAGACCUCACCCACAGCAGCAGGAGGAUAGCCCCUGAAGGUGAAGCAUAGCUGUCUCCAGAAGACACAAGACGCCCCCUUUCGGACCUAUUGCUGUUCUCUGUUUCUUAAUAAAGUAUGGUCUCCAUUUAGCAAUACGUUCAUUGCCUUGUGUCUGGGUGGUCAGCAGGACCAGGGACUGAGCAGGUGUCCGUGGCAAGGCCUGUUCUCAUGACCAGGCUCCAGCCAGAAGAUGGCUUUUGUAUUGGGGGUGGAGCUGUUGGAAAAAUAAAAUAUUUAUUGAGAAUGGA